CCUAGCCCUUUUGAGUUUUUGCAUAUCAACUCGGACCCCCUCCCUCUUCACCGCCGUGCACUUUGGGGAAAAAAACCUUUGGAAAAAAAGUGAAAUAGACUGACUUAAAGACAGAACACCAUCUGGUUUUUUUUGUGUUGCUUCCCAUCUCUUGGAAACCUUUUCCCCCAACACUCCACACACACCCACAUCACUGUGGAUGAGUGUCACAUCCGUCUCAUUACUUCCGGACUGAAUUGCCCGUUCUCUGCCUGUGAGAAUAGCUUCUGUUGCCUCUUCACGUCAUCACUCAGAACUGACACGUACAGUUAACCCUAGGAAACGGUCCCGGAGGAAGUAGUUCAGGAUGGCGCUCAAUGUGCUGGGUCUGGUGGUGAUGGCGGGCUUCUACCUGCUGAUCCUGGCAACGGGCAUCUGGGCGUCCAUGCGCUCCAAGAAGGCCGAAAAGAAGUUCCUGGGCGACGGCAUGGAGAUGACGCUGCUGGCCGGACGCGACAUCAACCUGCUGGUCGGCAUCUUCACUCUGACCGCCACGUGGGUGGGCGGAGGCUUCAUCCUCGGCAUCGCGGAGGCCACGUACAACCCGACGAUGGGCGCGGUGUGGGCACUCAUGCCCGUGCCGUACGUCCUCACCUUCUUCCUCGGUGGGGCUUUCUUUGCCAAGCCUAUGAGAGAGAACAAGUAUCUGACAAUGAUGGACCCCUUCCAACAGAAAUAUGGCAACGUUUUGAGCACCUUGCUGAUCUUUCCCGCACUCGUGGCUGAUGUCCUGUGGGUGACGCGCACGCUCGUCAGCCUGGGUGGAACGAUGAGCGUGAUCCUGGAGCUGUCCUACUUCUACUCCAUCGUCAUCUCCGCCGUGGUGGCCAUCAUCUACACGCUGAUGGGGGGGCUCUACUCGGUGGCCUACACGGACGUCAUCCAGCUCAUCCUCAUCUUCAUCAGUCUGUGGGUGUGUGUUCCCUUCCUGUUGACCAACCCUCACUCUCUGGACAUCUCGCUGACGGCCUACAACCAGACCUUCCAGGCCCCGUGGGUCGGCACGGUGGAGCCCUACGAGGCCGGCAAGUGGUUCGAUGACUUCAUGCUGCUGGCUCUGGGCGGUUUGGCCUAUCAGGCGUUCUACCAAAGAAUCCUGUCUGCCUCGUCUUACACCCAGGCUCAAGUGACCUGCUACGCCUCCUCGGCCUUCUGCCUGGUGCUGGGUAUCCCCUCCAUCCUGGUGGGGGCCGUGGCCGCCUCCACAGACUGGAACUCGACCGCUUAUGGCUUGCCGACCCCGUACGAGCGCGACCAGGCGGGCUCCAUCCUCCCCAUCGCCCUGCAGUACCUCACGCCGCCAUACAUCUCCGUCAUCGGCAUCGGAGCCGUGGCCGCCGCCGUCAUGUCCUCCAUGGACUCGGCCCUGCUGUCCUCGGCCUCGAUGUUCUCCUCGAAUAUCUACAAGAACAUCUUCAGGAAGCAGGCGUCCGACUGUGAGAUGCAGUGGGUGAUCCGUAUCUCCGUGGUGGUGGUGGGCCUGGCCGGCACCGCCCUCACCUUCCUGGACAACAGCGUCCUGGUCUUCUGGCUGGUGGGCGUGGACAUGUCCUACACCAUCAUGUUCCCCCAGCUGGUCUGCGUCCUCUUCUUCAAGAUCUCCAACGGCUACGGGGCGUCGCUGGGCUACCUGAUGGGCAUCGUCCUGAGGCUGCUGAGCGGCGAGCCCCUCAUCGGCCUCCCGCCCGCCAUCCGCUUCCCCGGCUGCCGCAUGGACCAGGAGGGAAACCUGAUCCAGUACUUCCCCUUCCGCACCACCAUCAUGAUCAUCUCGCUGCUGUCCAUCCUGCUCUUCUCCUGGCUGUCGUCCAUCCUCUUCAACAAAGGCCUGCUGGCCGAGAGGUGGGACGUGUUCAAGAUCAAACGCAAGGAGAAGCCGACGGCCGCCGCGGAGGAAGAGAGGUCCGACUCCGGCAACGAAGAGGUGUCGACGGCCAAGCAGCUGCUGGACACCACCACCAGCUUCUGAGGAAAACAAAUGAAUAAAAAAAGAAGCAGAGAUAAGAUGGCUUGAGGCCAAGGCGUCUGCUCGUCUGCUCGGCGGGCGGGUCACCGAGAGAGGGGGAACAAUGGCAACGGCUGGAGAUUGCCGGUAUCGCAGGGAAUUUGUAGGCAAAUUAUAUAUUUACGUGCUUUCAAAGUGUGAUCUGAGGUACUCGCACCCACCUGCGCUUCAAUGUGUUCUCCAGAGAACAUCGUGAACAUAGGUUCCCCCAGCUAAGUUAUGGUCAGAAGACCGGCCAUUAUUCCAGCACAGCAGUUAGUGAAGAUAUUUGCACACGUAAAAGCCCGGCAUGAAAUGAAAGGGAUCAUGCUGCAGUAUAAAUAUAUAUUUAUAUGUGUAUUAUAUAUGAGUAUAUAUAUAUAUAUUUUUAUAUAUAAUAUGUAAAUUAAUAUAUAUUUAUAUAUAUAUUAUAUGUAUAUAUUUAUAUAUACAGUAUAUGUGUAUAUUUAUAUAUAAUUAUAUAUAUAUUCAUAUAUAUAGAUCAUCACUGAAUCGGAUGCGGAAAAAGUUCAUCCGUCGAGCCAAUCAUUUUUUAAAUAUUUGGAUACAAAUAUCUUAAACAAGAUAACAAGAACCAAAAUGUUAUUAAUAAUAAAUCUUUAACCUCUUAGUCAUUAGAUACUAGUCCCUAAAAAAAAAAAAAUCUUUAUUUAAAAGUUUAUUUUAUCUGUUCUCUUUUCUACAGUUGACCUUCUACCUUAACGAGCUCUACUUCACUGUGAUUCUUCUUUGUAGUAUUUGUGAAUAUUAUCUCAUCACUUCAUUAUCAGACACUCCUGGAGAUGUUUUUAAAAAAUGUUUGUAGUUGUUUGUUUUUUAAACACAUGUUUGUGCAAUGGGAGAAUAUCAGAGUUUUGUGAACUUAUCUUAGAUGUGAAGAUUCAUAUUUACAAAGUACAUUUUCAGAGCAUUUUUGCUCGAGUAGAAACCGCCCGAGGGUACCAGUGUCUGGUCGUGACUCGCAGCAGGGGGAGAAGCAAAACCUGCAGAACUUGAUCUCGGCACGCUGCAAUCUCUGCUCUCCCAUUCCCUUCUUCACCUGCACAGUUCUCGCACAAUGAAUAAUUGAACGCCGUUGUUUUCCUACAACUGCGUGGAGCGUACGACUCGAUUUCCUCCUCCGUUUUCCUCUCGAUGUGCCUUAUUUUUCCUCAGUGACUUUGAGCUGUAUUCUAUUUUUUUUGUUUUUUUUUAAAAUACUUGAUGCAAAAAAAGCUGUGUAGUUUACGUCGGGAACAUGUAUUUCCUCUGUGAUGGUGAAAAAGUGUGCAACUAAAUUCUUUUUGAGAAUUUACAAUGUUCGUCUUUUUUUUUUAUCGUGCAGAUUUGACUCCCUUUUGAAAUAAUUAGAAUUUUUGUUUCUUCGAGACUGUUUUUUUUUUCAUGUGUGUUUUGUUUUCACUGAGCCGAAAAGUUCUUUGUUUUUUUUUUGUCGUGCAAAGUUAUUCUUGUGAACAAAGUGACAGUCAGAAAGAAAGUCUUUUUUUCUCUCUCACGAUAACAUCACUGGAAUUUUUCUUGGUUAUUUUCGGGGUCGAGGUAAAAAGGCGGGGGGGGCGGGGGUGCAUUACUCUUGACACUGUUCAAAUACCUCAUGGAGUGGCAAUGUUGGGGCUAACCUGAGAUCCAAAGAAAAACUGUCCUCAAAACGCGCAUAUCGGGCACAACGCAUCGUCUUUUUAAGCGUUAUUGUCAUUUGAAACCCUGUAUACAGUAUAAACUCUUGUAUACUGUCCAGUCCUUUAUAACCGUGUUUUGUGUAUAUUAACACUUUAAAAAAAAUAAAAAUAAAAAUCUAUAGGCCGAUCGCGAUACGCGUCGUGAGUUCUAGAAUAAAAAAAACACCCCAAAGUGUAAUUUAUCUUCAAGUUAGCGAUGUGUGUUUUUUUUUUUUUUAAGUCAAAUAACUAAAUGUUUUCUUUUCUGCAGAAUGUCAUUUCACCUUCGCUUGUGUUAUUAAGAAAAAUCUGGGUGGCGGUUUUAUUUUGUGUGUCAGCAAUAAUUUGUCAACGGCCGUGCGUUACGUAACGCAUGAACGCCGCCUCGCUCCGGCCGCGCCGGCAGCGCUCAGCGAGACGCCCACGCUACGAUGAAGGAUGGCAACGCCUCAGUAAUGGAGAAUAUCUCUUUCAUCUUCAUUUUUUAAAUAUUGUUGUUUUCCAUAUGGGGUGUAAUGGUAAUCUAGUAUCAUUUAAAGUACUGAAUGGUUGUUAGUUUUCACAAUAUCAACAGGGAGUAUACUGUAUUAUCCCCUCAUAUGUGUGUAUAUACUAAUCUUCAUGUUGAUUUACAUGAUCAAUAAAUGUGUGUAUACUGAAGCUGCCUCCCCCCCCCUCAUGAGGUGAUGUUCUGUCAGAAUAAAGGCUGAUACCAAAAAAACUCA
Messenger RNA from Pseudoliparis swirei, 4427 nucleotides. RefSeq names its product high affinity choline transporter 1-like. Gene Ontology annotation, molecular function: choline:sodium symporter activity. The coding region runs from base 347 to 2008 and encodes 553 amino acids. The record is from RefSeq and is a predicted model, not a curated record. The transcript has 9 exons. Gene Ontology annotation, biological process: transmembrane transport; choline transport; acetylcholine biosynthetic process. Lineage: Eukaryota; Metazoa; Chordata; Actinopteri; Perciformes; Liparidae. Gene Ontology annotation, cellular component: plasma membrane.